Molecule: messenger RNA, 1682 nt
Organism: Vanessa tameamea
Lineage: Eukaryota; Metazoa; Arthropoda; Insecta; Lepidoptera; Nymphalidae
Product: cytochrome P450 6B7-like
Exons: 2
Coding region: 7-1557 (516 amino acids)
Molecular function (GO): heme binding; monooxygenase activity; oxidoreductase activity, acting on paired donors, with incorporation or reduction of molecular oxygen
Source: RefSeq, a predicted model, not a curated record
UACAAAAUGAUAGUCCUGUAUUCAAGUAUCACUCUCAUACUUGCGGUUGUGUAUUCACUGUAUUACUAUGUAACUAAGAAUCACGAUUAUUGGAAGAGGAGAAGGGUGCCCUAUUUAAAACCCACAUUAUGGUUCGGAAAUUAUAUGAAUUAUAUUUUAUUUAGAAGAAAUUUGCCGAAAGUCACGCAGGAGAUUUGCAGGAAAUUUCCAAAUGAGCCAUACGUCGGAGUUUUCUAUGGCACGGAUCCCGCUCUCAUCAUCAAAGACCCUGACCUUAUCAAACUCGUAAUGGCAAAAGAUUUUUGUUACUUCACCCAUAGAGAGCUAUCUCAGCACACACACAAGGAGUUAAUUACGCAGAAUAUGUUCUUCAAUGGAGGUGACACGUGGAAAGUUCUACGUCAAAAUUUAACGGCCCUCUUUUCAUCCGCCAAAAUAAAAAAUAUGUUUCCUUUAAUUCAAUCUUGUGCGAGUACUUUGGAAGACGCUCUGAGUAAAGAAAUAACCAAUCAAAAUACAGUCGAGAUCAAGUCUCUUUUAGCGAGAUACACAAUGGACUGCAUUGGUUCUUGUGCUUUUGGUGUAAACACUGGUACGUUAAUGAACAAAUCACCGUCUAACCCGUUCAUCAUAAUGGGCGAAAAAUUAUUUGAUGUUUCAAACUAUGGAGGAUUUCGAUGGGUCAGCCGUGCGAUGUGGCCCUCCCUCUUUUACAAAUUAGGUUUCACACUGUUCGAACGUGAUAUACAGAUUUUUUUCCAAAAAUUACUAACCGAAGUUUUUGAAAGCCGAGAUUACAAGGAAUCGGCGAGGAACGAUUUUGUUGAUCUUAUCUUGGGUUGGAAGAAAAAGACAUAUUUGAGUGGCGACAGCAUAACCAACUCCAACACUGGAGCUAAGACAACAGUAAGCCUGACUGUAGAUGACAAUCUACUGAUCGCUCAGUGCACACUCUUCUUUGCUGCGGGAUUUGAAACGACAUCGACUACGACAAGCUUUUUACUUUACGAACUAGCAAAGAGAAAAGAUGCUCAGAUCCGAGUGCUUCAAGAAAUCGACGACUAUUUCCAAAGACACGAAGGCAAGUUACAAUACGAGUGUAUCAAUGAGAUGCCGUUUGUCCAAGCGUGCAUCGACGAAACGCUUCGUAUUUAUCCAGUUCUGGGUAACCUUACUCGCGAAGCUGGCGAAACCUACACUCUUCCUACGGGUCUAUGUUUAGAGAAAGGAACGCGAGUUCAUAUACCUGUAUAUAAUUUGCAUCAUGACCCAGAUAACUUUCCGGACCCUGAAGAAUUUCGCCCAGAACGGUUCUUUGGUGAUGAAAAAAAGAACAUCAAACCGUUCACCUAUGUGCCUUUCGGUGAAGGACCUCGAAUAUGUAUAGGAAUGCGGUUCUCCAAGAUGCCGAUAUUUGCGGCUCUCUUCACUAUAUUAAAGAACUAUAGUGUCGAGCUGGCUGAGGGCAUGCCUCGAACUGUUGACUUUGAACCCCGAGCCUUCGUAACUCAGGCUAUGGGAGGAAUUCAUAUUAAGUUUAAACGUCGUAAGGCAUAAAUUAAGUACAAAAGAAUUUAAUAAUAAUUAUUAUUUAUAUAAGAGCUUGUUUUAAAGUCAGAAUUCUUACGUUCAUUUAUUUUUUAUUGCUAUUUUUGUUAAUAGCCAGUGUUCAAAAUUUAGUA